GCACUCAGUUGUGCGGUGCUGGUGGCCCCGCCGAUACCCUUCCAGGCCUUCACCUUCAGGGCUUCGUCAGAGACAAUCUCGGUCGAUGUUUCGACCUCUGCGAGUAUCCGUCGUCAUCUCAUCCAAGGAGCUGUAGCUGCCGCAACUUGCUGCCGAUCCGCAGUUGCCUGGACUCUGCGACCGCGAAACAAUGCCGAGUUUGUGAAACAGACGGUUCAGCGUGUCGUUGCUGAAGCGCCGGGGUCACCACGGAAUCAAGCAGACCUGCCCGAUGAAGAGCAAGUUCUCCUGCAGAUCUGGACUGCAGCGUGUAUGUAUGGGCUUGAUGCCGAGCUUGCCAAAGCCGGUGGUCGAGAUGAGUGGGAGGAGACUCUGCUGGAAGGGUUGAGGGAUCUUAGAGCCACCCGGUGGGAAGAUGGAUUCCAGUGGCUGGGCGAUACGCUCCUGAGCAACUUCGGUGUGAAUCCCACUUGGGACGGUCGUGAGCACACAUCCAAACGGCUCAUCGAUGCUGCUGACCGUCUGCUGGAGAAGCUUGGAGAUCCCUAUGCUCAGUAUUACCCGCCUGAGGAGUGGACUGAGAUGACAGAGGUUGCCGAAGGAGGCGAUGUUGCCGGCAUUGGUGUGGCUUUUGCGCAAGACACCACUCGCGGAAGAGGUGGAUCUCCGGAAGUUGUGGCCGUGGUCCCUGGCAGCUCAGCCUCAGAUGCAGGUGUCGAGGUCGGCGACCGUUUGGUUGAAGUUGACGGGCAGUCCGUGCGUGUGCCGGCAGAUGCUGCCCGCUGGAUCCCUGGCCGACCUGGUACCUGGGCUAACGUGAGGUUCCAGCGCUGGGCCUCUGUGAAAGGAUCAGCCAUGACGGAUUACUCGCUAACUUUGCAGCGACAACCUAUGCGAGUCCAGCCUGUGGAAUUUCGCGUUCCGUUUACCGGCGUGGGCUAUAUCCGCAUUGUUAGCUUCAAUGGGCCGGAUGUGGUGAAGCCCCUUCGUGGAGCUCUGCAUGAUGCGGUCAGGCAGCAGCUCCGCUACCUCAUCUUGGAUUUGCGCGACAAUCGUGGCGGCCGUUUGAGUGAUGCACAGCGCGCGACGACAGAGUUGCAGCAGCAGCUGGCGCAGAAGAACAUAGAGGCCGCGGCUGUGCUGGUGAACGCUAAGAGUGCCUCUGCCUCCGAGCUGAUGGCGGUGGAACUCCGGCGGUCAAAGGUGCCGGUGGUUUUCUGCGGCGAUGAGGCUGCCCAAAGAACCUUCGGAAAAGCGGAAGAGCAGGUGGAAGGCCGCGGUGGCAGUUGCGCCACAACCAUACGAGAGGAAGCCAUCGAGCUCAGCGACGGCGGCGCCCUGCUCCUGACCACUUCACGCUGGGCGGAAGAGGGUUUCUCGGGCGUGCCGGCCGACGCGGCCUGCACCUGCACGGGUGAUGCUCAAGUCGCGUAUGUCUGCGAUGCUGGCGAUCGGGAGCGCUGUGUGCGCUUCACCGCCUCGCUGCUGAGGGUCCGCGAAUCCAGCCAAGGCCUGCAGUGCCCGCCUCGGCACACAAUGGCAGUGAACGGCUCAAAUUCCCCUCGUGACAGGUGGAGAAGAGGUAUGUACCGGGACUAUCAUUGUAGAGUGACUUCUGGGCAGCAUUUAUUGGAUCAAACCGAACCGUUGAGUGCACGGCACCGCCUCUUGCAUCACAGCCACCGGUUGCUGCUUGAUUUUCCAGCCGGCACUAUGUGGGCAACAUGGGCAACCUUCUUGGCUUUGUGCAUUGGCCUCGUCCCCGCCGUGUCUGGGGAGGUGGUUGGGAGGUUUGAUGGCAGCAUGUCGGCAUGCACGACCGAGGCUGACUCGUCAAUGUUGCUGCAGAAGCGGGCAGAUGCCUCCUAUCUGCACGAGGACGGAAACGAGGCGAUGUCGGCUUCAACGACCUCUGGCCCCAUAAUGCCAAGACCACCGAGUUCCGAGUUGGCUGCCGACGCACAUCCCAACGACACCGAGAUCCUCUUGACGGAUGUUUCUGGGUUUCACGUGGGCGACCACAUCGUCAUCCAGGACGAUGCCCAGAUUGGCGAAGAGCGAGUGAUCCUGGAUAUAAUUGAAGACCCACAGUUAGCGCAGCAUGGUGCAGAUGGUGCCCGCUUCUUCGGGAAAGGACGCCUGAUCAUCGACAAGCUUAAAAAGUUCUUCCGCAAAAAGCUGCGAGCAUUGGU
Messenger RNA from Symbiodinium sp. CCMP2456, 2192 nucleotides. Lineage: Eukaryota; Dinophyceae; Suessiales; Symbiodiniaceae. The record is from the annotation of a GenBank genome assembly.